Messenger RNA from Spinacia oleracea (spinach), 501 nucleotides. RefSeq lists its product as uncharacterized. The record is from RefSeq and is a predicted model, not a curated record. The transcript is spliced from 3 exons. NCBI's taxonomy places the organism in Eukaryota, Viridiplantae, Streptophyta, Magnoliopsida, Caryophyllales, Amaranthaceae. Bases 1 to 501 code for a protein of 166 amino acids.
AUGUAUGAGUCCAUGUCUGGUACCAAUGCUAGAGUCGUGGGAUGGAGCAACCUAGUGUGGAAUAGGCUAUCAGUUCCUAAGCAUAGAUUUGUUCUUUGGCUGGCAAUGCUAGACAGACUUAAGACAAAAGGAAGUCUACACAAAAUGGGAAUAGGGAAUGAUAAUUUAUGUGUAAUAUGUAGAUGUUCUGAAGAAAUUAACUUCUCCUCACCUUUUUUUGAGUGUGCUUAUGGGACUAAAUGCAUAUCUGUAAUAAUGGAUUGGCUAGUGACCCCACUUAGUACAAUUUCUAAAUCCGCCACUGACUGCAAGGGAAGUUUUAAAAAGAAAGUGGUUGACACUGCCAUAACCGCUCUCGCCUAUAGCAUAUGGAGAGCAAGGAAUGUUGUUGUUUGGGAGCUGAAGCCGAGUGAGAAGACUUAUGCAGACAUAGAAGCUGCAUAUAGAUGUCUUGUGGAAAGAUAUGGAGUGAAAGAGGAAGAUGUUAUAUUAUAUGGGUAA